Molecule: messenger RNA, 1396 nt
Organism: Exserohilum turcica Et28A
Lineage: Eukaryota; Fungi; Ascomycota; Dothideomycetes; Pleosporales; Pleosporaceae
Exons: 1
Coding region: 1-1188 (395 amino acids)
Biological process (GO): maturation of SSU-rRNA
Molecular function (GO): rRNA small subunit aminocarboxypropyltransferase activity
Source: RefSeq, a predicted model, not a curated record
AUGGUUCGUCACAAGAAGGACUUCAAAGGCAACAAUAAAUUCAAAAACCCCGCGAAAGCACGCCCUGCCCCUCGCCCCCGCCGCACAUCAGAUGAAGACGAGAACGACGCGGCCAAUCCGCGACCCGCCAAACCUGAAUUUAAGGCUGCAUGUUGGGAUCUCGGACACUGCGAUGCGAAACGAUGCUCAGGCAAGAGGCUCAUGCGCCUAGGCAUGAUGCGCGAGUUGCAUGUAGGCCAGAAGUUUGCGGGUGUGGUCGUGAGCCCCAAGGCGAAGAAAAUCAUAAGUCGCGAAGACAAGGACCUACUGGAGCAAUAUGGCGCCGCAGUCGUGGAAGCUAGUUGGAACAGAAUUGACGAAGUGCCUUUUGGCAGGAUAGGUGGCAAAUGCGAACGCUUGCUACCCUACCUUGUCGCGGCAAACCCAACCAACUACGGUCGGCCAUGGCGAUUAAAUUGUGUUGAAGCGCUAGCCGCAUGCUUCUACAUCUGUGGACACCCUGAGUGGGCCGAGUCGAUAUUAUCAACCUUUUCGUACGGCCAAGCCUUUCUAGACAUCAAUGCCGCCCUCCUCAAGCGCUAUCUGGCGUGCGAGAACGAAGAGCAGAUCAAAAAGGCAGAGGAAGUAUGGCUUGAGAAGAUUGAGCGCGAAUACAACACGAGCAGGACUGAAAAGGAAGAGGGUCUCGAGGAAGACGAAUGGGCUGGCGGAAAUAUGAACAGGCGCGUCAUUGAUGAUUCGGAUGAGGAAGAUGAAGAUGAUGAAGACGGAGAAAGUGGCGAGGAUGAAGAUGACAAAGACAAGAUUGACCCAAGGAACCCUUACAACAUCCCUGAAUCGUCAGACGAUGAAGAGGAGAUGGCAGAACUAAGGCGCCGCGUCCUCGCCUCCAAGCCAUUUGCCAACACCACACGAAAAGAUGAAGACGAGGAUGACAAGAAGACACCGCAACGUAUACCCAUACCUCAACCCGACUCCAAGAAGGCAAACUCUGCAGAAGAGGAUGAUAGUGAGCCAGGAGAGGAUAAUGCAGAAGACGACGAAUUUGAUAGCUUCAUGGCCGCACAACCCACGACCGACCGCACGGGUAUUGUGAGCAAACAGAGAACAAAGGCCAUGGAUAGCAAGUACAAGGCGACAUUCUCCAGUGGAAGUGUGAAGGCACCGAGUGGACGAGGAUACCAAUGAUGCUUGUUGGUGGCGAUUGAAUGUACCGUAGCUUAGAUGAGCCUCGUAAUUGGCUCCUAGGAAAUUUCGUGGCGUUCGAACAAGUGGUGAUUGACAGCAAGAUAGUGCAGCCACAGCAGCAUGUUGCCAAGACUCUUCUGGUCGGGCCGAUAAUCAUGGGGUUUUCCGGGCGAGACUAGCCGGAAACUAACGCAACCGAAGGCGAUCG